This is a messenger RNA of Rhodamnia argentea, 1448 nucleotides long. RefSeq lists its product as uncharacterized. Bases 445 to 1182 code for a protein of 245 amino acids. Gene Ontology annotation, molecular function: metal ion binding. The transcript is spliced from 4 exons. Gene Ontology annotation, biological process: tRNA wobble uridine modification; protein histidyl modification to diphthamide. Lineage: Eukaryota; Viridiplantae; Streptophyta; Magnoliopsida; Myrtales; Myrtaceae. The record is from RefSeq and is a predicted model, not a curated record. Gene Ontology annotation, cellular component: cytosol; nucleus.
GGCAAGAAAAAUCUACCUAGUACAAUUUCGUGAUCUGCACGGAAUGCCAACUUCCAUAACCGUUUAUGGGACAAGAUCCACCUGGCUUGUCGAUACAACCGUUUCGCGCGUCUCGGGGCCGUUUCCCUCAACAUUUGCCAUUUCCUCUUCACGCUGGUGUUUUCUUCUCUUUCUUUGCUUCGUUUUUUCCCCUUCAAUUCUUGAAAUUGCAGUUUGCAAACUUCGAAAUCAUCAAAAAAGUUUCGCUUUCCUAUUCGAUUUGAGCUUUCGACGCAUCUUCUGCGAGCACACUCCAGUCACCGUUUCUUUAAGGCCUUCAACCCCUUCAACUCUUCCUUGACGCAUUCUGCAGAAAGAUUUUCACAUUCAUCUUCUUGUUCUUGAAAUUUCCUGGGAGAGCAUAGAGAGUUUUCUGCUGCAUCGGCGAGAUUUUGAGAAGUGAAGAUGGGAAAACGCAGAGCACAUAGUACGAUGGACAUGGCAGCUUUGGUACCGUUGAUAGCUGCAGCGAUUUCGAUGAUGACAGUUGCUGUAGAUGCAGCAGACACAAAUCUCGUUUUCGAUCCGUGCUCGGACACGAAAAUCCAGAAAGGGGAUGGGUUCACCUUCGGCCUUGCCUUCUCCGCGAAGGAAUCGUUCUUCUUUCAACAGAUUCAGCUUUCGCCCUGUGAUAGUCGACUUCCUCUAGCAGGCUCUGAUGCUCAGCUUGCUGUUUUCAGGCCAAAAGUGGAUGAGAUCUCUCUGCUCACCAUCAACAGCAGCACAUUCAACCCGGCAAUGUCAAGAGGAUAUAUGGUAGCCUUCGCUGGACGCAAGUAUGCUGCAAGAUCAUUGCCAGUGCAAGUGGCUGAUUUUGCUCACACGAUAACCAGUUUCACUUUGGUCCUUGAGUUCCAGAAAGGCACACUCCAAAACUUGUACUGGAAGAAGUUCGGGUGCGAUUCGUGCUCCGGGGAUUCUGCUGUUUGCCUCAACAACCAAGACUGCGCAGUACCAAACUCCAAGUGCAGUCAUGCCGGGGCAUGCGACAUAGGCAUACAGCUCACGUUCUCAGGUACUGACAAGAACGAUGUCGUGCUCAACUCGUGGUACGAAGUAAAGAACCUUCGCCGGUACUCUCUGUACGGCCUGUACUCUGAUCUUCGCGAUAGAAUCACCAGCCCAUACCAAAAUAUGUUCUGAGACUAAUUGUUUGGUAGUGGAAACGGCGCAUAAGAAGUAUCGGCACCAAGUCUCUGAUGAUUGCCUAUGUCCGUAAAUUGGAAAACAAACAUAGUCAGCUCAAUAGGAUGGGGAGCAAUACGCAAUUCUCGUCACUUAACUUCUCCAAGUAGCAGCCUGCAACAUCACACGCCGACCUCGUUGAUUUUAAUUCAGAAAGUUCCAAAUCUUCUACAAACUCUCGCAUAAUUAUGUCACUGCUAGAUAGUUUCCUCAGUGUUUGUUCA